Molecule: messenger RNA, 2509 nt
Organism: Cimex lectularius (bed bug)
Lineage: Eukaryota; Metazoa; Arthropoda; Insecta; Hemiptera; Cimicidae
Gene: lin-28
Product: protein lin-28 homolog
Exons: 5
Coding region: 70-693 (207 amino acids)
Molecular function (GO): zinc ion binding; nucleic acid binding
Source: RefSeq, a predicted model, not a curated record
GGGGCCGGAGAGGGGAGGGUGCAUUCCGACUCCCUUCAGUCACACGUGGGAUACACAGGAGGUCCCACAAUGGAGAUUGGCGAUACCAAGCUUCGUAGCGGGUCUCCAGCCGGAACUAGUGGUAGCGUAGGGGAUGAGGGUGUUGGGACUGAAAAGAGGCGAGGCAAGUGCAAGUGGUUCAACGUAGCCAAGGGAUGGGGAUUCAUCACACCCGACGAUGGAGGCCAAGACAUAUUUGUCCAUCAGAGUGUCAUCCAAAUGACAGGUUUCCGCUCUCUUGGAGAUGAUGAAGAAGUCGAGUUUGAGUGUAAAGCUUCAGACAAGGGUCUCGAGGCGACACUAGUGUCAGGUCCUGAAGGAGCAGAUUGUGCGGGGUCACACAGGAGGCCCCAAGCUAAAAAGAGAUUCAGGAAAAUUAGGUGCUAUAAUUGUGGGGAGUUUGCCAACCAUAUCGCUGCCAAGUGUAGCCUUGGUCCACAGCCAAAGAGAUGUCAUCACUGCAAAUCCGAGGACCAUCUUAUAGCCGAUUGUCCGACGAGAAAGAGAUCAACAGGUUCGACUAACGGUGGUACGACGACUGCUGGCACGAGUGAUGAAACGUCAAAUGGAGCUUCAGAGCAGGUGAGUGCUGCGAUGGCUUCAUUAUCUCUGAACAAUGGCCAGCAGGGCAGUGAAUCUCAACAACAAAACUAGCUACCUAACAAAGUGGUAUCUGCUGACUUGUCACAGAUACCGUUUAGAAGCAUCUGAACAUUGAACAAAUUACCAUUACACUCAACAGUUUGUUCAAUUAUUCAAGGUUUUAGUUUAUGUUCUAUGUUUACAAGCUUCUAAAUUUAUUAAGUAGCUACUCCAUGAAAGACUUUAUGAGUGCCUUAGUUAAUAUUACAAGUUGCUCAAUUAGCACAAAUUAAAGUCUAACAAUGAACUUUACUAGUAAUUGAAGGAGAAAUUACUUGGAGAAAUUUUAUUUUACACAGGAGAAUACAUCUUAACGUGAGGUAUUACAUCAUUUAAAUAGGUGCAAUUACAUAAAGGAGUUUCAAAAUACAUAUUUCGGCGUCUAUACUACACAAAUGUUUAACCGAAUUAUAUUAACAACAAAGAGCUGUGAAUGUACAGUUACAAAAUGAAUCAAAAAUGUUUAUAAAGUAUUUAUUAUGGAUCUUAAAUGUCACAGUGUUACUCCUAAUCUGUGACUAUAAUUAACAGGUGGAACAAUUGUACAAAAAAAAAUGUAUUUAUUAUUAUUAGGCAAAAAUUAUGUUAUUAGAUAAAAUUCUGCAAUGAAACUCCAUGUUGGUUGUUAAUUUCAAAAUGAUUGGAUGUUUCAGUUAACUGAUAUAAAGAGUACAAUGUUAAAAUAGAUAAAAUUUUGAGUAAUUUGACUCACAUUAUUGAAUCUCCUGAACAGAAUAACCAUGAAUUCUCCUAAUUAUUAUAGUCCAAAUAGUUGAAUUUAUUAUUUUAUGUUUUUUUUUUUUUCAAUUUUUUGGGAAAGAAAAUUUAUUCUCAGUAAAAAUUUUAGUGUAUAAAUUUUAAUAUUUUAAAAUAAUGCUACUAGUUUGAUAGAAUAUCCAAAGAAUUUUUAUUUUAACUAGGUAUAUUGACAAACAAAUCUAUUCAUAAUUUUAUUGUGUUUGUUUUAUUUUUUUAUUUUUAUAAUGUUUAAAGUAUAAACCAAGGUUCCUUAAACCUAUUGUUUUCUCUUUUAAUAUUUUUCUAAGUUGCCUUUUUUAAUUUUUUCCUUUUUUUAUUAUUCUUUAACGCAUUAUACCUAGUUUAAACUGCGUUAUUUUAUGUACUUAAUUCUUUAAAAAUAAUUUUUAUAAAAUUAACACACUACAUAUUAUUGCACAUUUUCGAUUGAAUGACACGUAUAAUUUAAAAUCAUAUCAAUUACAACAAUUAUCGUUCAUCUGUUUGUGCAGUAAUAUCUACUGUGUUAUUUUCUCUACAAAACUUGUUUAAUUUGUUCUUAAAGUAAGGAAAGUAUUACCAUUAUCUACCUCAUACAACCUUAACUACCUCAAGUUCUAGAAUAAUUUUAGGUCUCAAGAAAAUAUUUUCUUGGUGAGCUGAAGAACUGACCUCCUACAAAUGUAACAUACAAGACUGCGCUAGUACAAUUGUAUUUUUAAAAGUUUACAAUUAUAGGCUUUAAGGGUUUUUAAUCAUCUAGGUUUUUUUUUGUUCUUAUUGUAUAAUUAAUUUUGUUUUCGCUCAACAUUCAUUCCAUUAUACAUGUACUUUUUAUUUUCUAGCUUUACUAGCUACAUAAUGUUGUUAAUUUGUAAAUAUGCCAUUUGUGUUCUAUUAAAAGUUUUUUUAAAGACACAAAUUGUGAAUUGUUAAUAAUUCAUUCAGGCACUAAUAUAAUGUAUACAUGUUGAGGUGUACUUUUGUAGUGAGCAUGGCUCAUAACAUUGCAAUAAUUUUCUUUCAAUUUCUCAACAAGCAAGAAAAUGCAAUUUUUGAUUUGAUAAAAGUAUAAACAGUUUAAAAAAAA